Suillus fuscotomentosus is the source of this 1096-nucleotide messenger RNA. RefSeq lists its product as uncharacterized. The coding region runs from base 130 to 1026 and encodes 298 amino acids. NCBI's taxonomy places the organism in Eukaryota, Fungi, Basidiomycota, Agaricomycetes, Boletales, Suillaceae. The record is from RefSeq and is a predicted model, not a curated record. The transcript is spliced from 7 exons.
AACCGAUCACCGCCAGUAUAAAGUAAAUGAUUUUGUUGUCCCAAGGUAGCAAAAAAGCCGCUGAACCGCACAACAGGACCACUGGAUGAGCUUCGACCUCUUUUUCCCCCUUGCACUUACUUGCCUAAGAUGUCGUCGGUUUCAUUUCUCGUCGACGAUAAAUCUCCUUUGAUACACUAUGAUUCUACCUGGGCUCCGGGGAACUCUGGGGAUGACCCUUUAGCAGACCAAUACUUCCGCGGGACCUUCCAGACAUCGAACGUAACAUCAAGCGUCGCCACAUUCUCCUUCAACGGCACGGCCUUCUGGAUAUAUGGUGCUAAAAGGUCGAAUCAUGGUACAUACACCGUGAUGGUUGACGGCGCAAGUUUUGCGGGAAACACUGGCCAAUCAAAUGUCAAUCUAUUUCAACAAGUGCUCUUCAACCAGAGUGGCUUGACACAAGGGUCACAUACGGUAUCGAUUACAAACACUGCCACUGGGAACCUCUACGUUGAUAUCGACAUGGUGGUCUGGCAGACUGAAUUUAGCGGGAUCCAGCUAGUAACAGAGAUGGUCGAUGACGCGGACGCCAGAUUUGAGUAUCAGCAGCCAGCGUGGAAUACGAACCCCACCAGUGUGAACCUGUUCAAUAAUGGGACUGGGCACUCCACAAGUGUUAGUGAUGCCAGUGUGACCUUGACAUUCACAGCCGAAUCUGUCAGUAUAUUUGGCACUGUGGGCCCUGGCAACGGUUUGUAUACUGUCUCUCUCGACUCUCAACAGCCCACCCAGUACAAUGCCACCGCAUAUUUGACUUUCUAUGAAGUGAUGCUUUAUCAUGCAGACAAUCUUGGCUCUGGUCAGCACAAGGUGACCCUCGUCAACCUUCCUGAAACAAACGGACAGACACUCAAUAUAGACUAUGCACUGCUUACAUCAAGUUCCAAUUCCUCUAGUUCAAGCUCCAGUCCGUCAGGAAGUCCAUCCAGUUCCGGCGGUUCGUCAGGAACUUCAAGCAUCAAUGCGGUUUCAACUUCAACGUGAGAUAAAUUACUUUCAGCGACCUCAAUAACUUAUACGUGAGGCAGAAGUUUAGGCUCCGGGGCUAUUGCAG